Messenger RNA from Colletotrichum abscissum, 369 nucleotides. RefSeq lists its product as uncharacterized. The record is from RefSeq and is a predicted model, not a curated record. The transcript is spliced from 2 exons. The annotation marks the transcript as partial. NCBI's taxonomy places the organism in Eukaryota, Fungi, Ascomycota, Sordariomycetes, Glomerellales, Glomerellaceae.
AACUGCUGCUGGGCCCUGUGGGUCCCGUCGCUGACCGAGCGAAGGCAAGACGAGAAUCGGAGACGGGUCUGUACGGCACGGGAGGUUCUCAAGCGACAUGCGAGGACAUGGAUGCGUGUGUUUGUCAGACGCAGGGCAUGGCUCCGGGAGUUGAAUAUGCGCCGAAGCUCCAGGUGUGGGUCGUUAUCAUCCCUGGUGGUACCAUGCAGGGGCCGUGCCGUCUUUUGCUGCCGAUUGAGGCCAGAAAGGGCUCUGGGCCAGUUCAUCUUCUGCCCCCAUCUCGACAGAGUGGAGAUGAUCGCCUUUGAGCGUCACAUUUGGGAUGCUGAUGUGCAUGUCGGAAUACGGCAGCCAUGGCUCUACAAUUGA